AUGAUCCCAAAUGACCCAGCUCGCGUCCCUCAUCGUCUGAUACCAGCACAGCAAAUGGUUGCGCGGGACAUUACUCGGGAAUUUGUUAACGCUGCUUCUAAAUUAAAACAAGGCGAGCUUGUAAAAGAUGCCGACUUCACAUUAUUCGAAGCCGUCGGCGCGUUGGAGAUCAUGGACUCCAAGAUGGACAGUGGAUACCUAGGCCCCGGUGAAAGCCAUGCGGAAGCGCUCGAAUAUGAUUACGAUGUGAUGCGAGAGUUACAACCAGAAGAAGUGCUAGGACUCAUGGAUCAGUUGUUAUGUCAUGAGAUGGCAUGGCAUAUGGGACACCCUCUCUCACAAACUUUAUUCACAUCGAUAUAUCUCGACAAACUUCUCUGGCCGAUCCCGAAAUCCUUCGACGAAUAUACCUUCCACCGCAAUAACCAGACGCAAUCGAACCCCGAGCAAGAACAACCUCUCAUACACGUUGUAUUGAGAGCAUACUGUCUAGGAUUGGUCAAGGCCUGUGACUUGGUCCAUCGGAGGAUUACGCAAGAAUAUUAUUAUGAGGUUGGCAUCAAUGUGUUCGUCUCCAGAGGGAAGAGUGUUUCUGAUGCUGUUCAGGAAGAGGAUUUUGUCCCGCAACUUUAUAAUCGCAAUCUCCUCAGCGAAUUUGAUAUCGAGCCUGUGCAAAAUGUUCUCCAGACCGCCGUGGAGUACUUGCAGGAGCUUCAAGAGGAUAGAAUAAGUACAGCUGUCCGAGAAGCGUUGAUUGAUAGGCUACGGUUAAGGAAACAGUUCCUCGAGGCGUUGAGCAAGGAUUUGGAGGCGGGAUUUUCACAAGACAAUGAGCCUUUCAAGGCCUGCCUGACGCUGAUUCACCCGGUCGAGCAAUCCGUGACAUAUGGGAAACCCAUCCCGGAGUCGUUCACACUGAAGAUUCAAAGAAAGUUGGCGAGUACGAUACCGCCUCGGCCGAUGGUGACGAUUGAUAUCAGGGCUGCCAUCGACCAUCUGAAACGGCUGUUCCAGGAUGCUAUUGAUCUGCAUGAAAUACUGAACUAUAGUAGUCCAAGCGAUUUGAGAGUUUGUGUUUGGACGAUUGCGUCGAGAAAGCCAAACCCUGGAAUUUAUAUUCGCUGUCUCAUGCAAGCAUUCAUUGUGAAUGAGAUGAAGAUACUGGGCUCCAAAUCCGUCAAACAGCUUUUCUAUGAUGACCUCAGAGACGUUGUAUUACCAUUGAGCACGCUGCUCGACGCAGAAAAUGAAGAGUGCGAAGUGCCCAGUGAUCCUCGGUUUCAGAUACACCAAAGUAUGGAGUCUUUUGUGACUCGUGUUGCUCAUCCAUUCGUUGACACAUUCCGUACUUCGUGUUUGAAUCGAUCUCGAGUACGUCGUGCCUUGUGUCAUUCGAUCCUGGAAUGGGAUAAUCUCCAAAUCGAGGCUGAAGAACUCGACACACAUCUUCAAACUCUAACCGGCGAAGUACCAUUAACAUUGGAAAACGGCCAGUCAACAUAUGCAUAUCCACUAGGGAGCUGGGUAUAUCACGAAAAACUAAAGCAGAUGCAACUCAUCUUUCAAAUGGGAUUCGAGCUAUCCAUCUAUGCACCAGAGGAACUCGGCGGAAUGUAUUGGUACUUGUCGCAUCUAUGUUCCAGUCACCAACUCCACAUCGAGCGAAUACAAGCGUUCGUUCAGGCAGAUGGUAGAAGAAGCAAACGUUUCAGAGGCAACGAGGCCACCUUUGAAAGAACACUCACAACUCUCGGUCGUCAUAGUCUAUGGCUCAUAGCAACUGAGACAUUAUCACUCGGCCUUCAAGCGCUCUACGUGUUCCUCGAGCGUCACGGGGUUCUCCCUCACGCAGCUUCACAAUCCGCAUACUCCAGUGCCCGACUUCGAUACGAACUUCGCAUGAAGCCAUUUCUACCCAUCAGUCUGCCGGAAUUGGUUUCAUACGACCAAUAUGAAAAUAACGCCACCCUCAAGGGCCAGGCUGAUAACGAGUUGCUCAAAAGAGCCAGCGGAGCAAUUACCGAUGCCCGCAAAGCAUGGGAAGCGGUGCUUGCACAGGGCGCAUUUGUCACUACCACACAACAGAAGCAAAACAGCGGUGAAGCAGUGCGUAGAUCGGCCAUUGAGGCGGACUGGCAACGCAAUACGAAGAACUCGCUCCGAGCAUGUAUAGGCGCCAGUAUUGCGAUUCAGACAGUUACCAAGGCUUUCAGCAAAUUGUCGUUGUCGACACCCAAUACGACUGCGAGAAAGUCAUUGCCAGUCAAGGUUGAGAUUCCAGAAGUUGGCUCGACAGGGCGGUACCAUGCUUGGUGGGCAGUGCCGCGCAUAUCCGAGGUUGAGUCGGGAUGA
Messenger RNA from Talaromyces amestolkiae, 2352 nucleotides. RefSeq lists its product as uncharacterized. Gene Ontology annotation, cellular component: NatC complex. The transcript is spliced from 7 exons. The record is from RefSeq and is a predicted model, not a curated record. Gene Ontology annotation, biological process: N-terminal peptidyl-methionine acetylation. NCBI's taxonomy places the organism in Eukaryota, Fungi, Ascomycota, Eurotiomycetes, Eurotiales, Trichocomaceae. The coding region runs from base 1 to 2352 and encodes 783 amino acids.